Molecule: messenger RNA, 7293 nt
Organism: Strigops habroptila (Kakapo)
Lineage: Eukaryota; Metazoa; Chordata; Aves; Psittaciformes; Psittacidae
Gene: P2RY1
Product: purinergic receptor P2Y1
Exons: 2
Coding region: 597-1688 (363 amino acids)
Biological process (GO): platelet activation; relaxation of muscle; phospholipase C-activating G protein-coupled receptor signaling pathway
Cellular component (GO): plasma membrane
Molecular function (GO): G protein-coupled ATP receptor activity; G protein-coupled ADP receptor activity; A1 adenosine receptor binding
Source: RefSeq, a predicted model, not a curated record
GUGCUGCGCCACCGCCUCUGCGCCCGCAGCUCCGCCGGCGCCCGCGUCCCUGCGAGCCGCGCGUCCCGGGCGCGGCCAGAGCGGGUGUCACCGGCACCAGCCCCGCCCCGCACUCCACAGGCAGCCCCCGGCCCGGCCCGGCGGCCAUGUGCCGCGGGCGGGGAGCGGCGAGCACCGCCCGCCUGCGAGGGCGGUGCGGGGGGCGGGCGGUGCGCCCCUGGGCCGAGCCGGCGCCUCGUCCCGCCCGCCCGCAGUCCGACCGGGGCCGGCGCGCUGCCUCCCGCAGCAGAGGGGCUGCGACCGUGCUCCCCGUGGCGGCGACGCUAUGGAGGGGUGCCCCGCGCCCGAGGCGCCGUAGAGCCGCUGCCCCCGGCCGCACUGCCCUGCCCUGCCCUGCCCUGCCCUGCCCGGCGAUGGGAGCCGGCUCGGCCAGGGCAGCUGCGGGCGGGACGCCGCCCCCCGUCGGGCGGACGCUGCCGGCGGCGAGGAGAGGCGAGCGCGGGCUGAGGAGGGCGCCGUGGGAGGCAGCUGCGUUACGGUUCCCGUAGAGACUUUGUUGCUUCACCUCAGACCUAUGUGACUGAGGCAGAAGGAUCAUGACCGAAGUUCUCUUCUCUGCUGCUUUGAAUGGAACUGAACCCAACCUGUUAUCCAGCAGUGGCUGGCCUGCGGGAAAUGCCACCACCAAGUGUUCCCUGACGAAAACCGGCUUCCAGUUCUAUUACCUGCCCACUGUCUACAUUCUGGUCUUCAUCACUGGUUUUUUGGGCAACAGCGUGGCCAUCUGGAUGUUUGUCUUCCACAUGAGGCCUUGGAGCGGCAUAUCGGUUUACAUGUUCAACUUGGCACUAGCCGAUUUCUUGUAUGUCUUGACUCUGCCUGCCCUCAUCUUUUACUACUUCAAUAAAACAGACUGGAUCUUCGGAGAUAUUAUGUGCAAGCUGCAGAGGUUCAUCUUCCACGUGAACCUGUACGGCAGCAUUUUGUUUCUGACUUGCAUAAGUGUGCACAGGUACACAGGCGUGGUGCACCCCUUGAAGUCGCUGGGGAGGCUGAAGAAGAAGAAUGCAGUGUACAUCAGCACUCUGGUCUGGGUCAUCGUGGUGGCCGUGAUUUCUCCAAUACUCUUCUACUCGGGAACGGGGAUAAGGAAGAAUAAGACCACAACAUGCUACGACACAACAGCUGAUGAUUUCCUGAGAAGUUACUUCAUUUACAGCAUGUGCACCACGGUGUUUAUGUUCUGCAUCCCAUUCAUACUGAUUCUUGGUUGCUACGGGCUCAUUGUGAAAGCUCUGAUUUACAAAGAUUUGGACAAUUCUCCUCUCAGGAGAAAGUCGAUUUACCUGGUUAUUAUUGUGUUGACAGUCUUUGCUGUGUCUUACCUUCCCUUCCACGUGAUGAAGACCUUAAAUCUAAGAGCCAGAGUGGAUUUUCAGACUCCACAAAUGUGUGCCUUCAACGACAAGGUUUAUGCCACCUACCAAGUGACGAGGGGUCUGGCCAGCCUCAACAGCUGCGUCGACCCUAUUCUUUACUUUCUGGCAGGCGAUACCUUUCGAAGGCGGCUUUCCAGGGCUACCAGGAAAUCGUCCAGAAGAAGUGAGCACAAUGUGCAGUCCAAGAGUGAGGAAAUGACUCUCAAUAUUUUAUCAGAGUAUAAACAGAACGGAGAUACCAGUUUGUGAGCAAAUGUGAAAGAUUUGGGAAUAGUUUGAAAAAAUCCUCCGCUUUGAGACACCGUAGUGCUACAAACGUGUGAGGAAAAUCUUACCAGUCUCUCAAAGUUGUUUUAGGUAAAGCCUCAUUAUCUGAUCUUAGAAAAAGCUUAACAAAAUCAGUGGAGGAAUUUCAAUGGAAAAUAACCUGUCAAAUUUCUGCUUUUCCUUCUCCUUACGAUAUUCUCAUUUCUUUCUGACUUGUGUCAGAUAAAGUAAAAUGAAGUAAAUCCCCUACAGGAAGAAAGCAAUCCAAGUGCUUCUGGUUUAAUGACUUAGUCUCCCACGUUCAAAAAAUGUUCCCAAUCAGCCUCUCUUUAAAAAUAGGAAAUAAAAAUAAGAACGAGCAGUAUCUCUUCUGAGGCUCAGUCCACAUACCUAGCCUUCCGCUCAUCAUUGUAAACAUUGUAAUUUACAUUGCCAUUGUAAACAAGUAUUUAAAUCAAAGUCAUGAUGCAGUUAUCUCACCUUUAUAGUUUUAUUAUUUCUUCAUCUAGUGUUGAUAAUUAUUUGGUAGUUUGGUGGAAUUUCUGAUUCAGUCUCCUUUGAGUGCUGGUGUUUUACAAAAGGUAGGCUUACUGAUGUGUGCAUGAUUAUGCUUUCAGAUUGCGAUGGUUGUUCAUGAAAAAUCUGGACCACCCUUAAAGGCAAAUUGGCUUCCAGGUGAACUGACACCUUGGCCACUGGCAGACAGAUAAGCAGGUCUCGCUAGAAGCUGGUGCAGGCAGGCGCCUGCUUCGCACGUGCACAUAGUGGUGUGUUUCGUGAACAGAUGUCGGUGUGCAAACGCGUGGGGAGGUGAUUUGGUUCUGAGCAGCUGAUGGUCCGAUCCUGCCUUCUGUGCUGAGGAAAGCCAGCGCGUUGUCAGCGGAGGAGCUGCAGGACAGGGCUGAGCAUGGACUGGGCUUGUCUGGGGAGUGCCCGGUGAGCUCUGCAGAGCCGGGGCGAGCCGCCCUUCCCACAGGCUGACCAACAGCUUGCUGCAGCGCGAGCACCUGACUGCUGGUGUUGGGAGCCUUGCUGGAGGUCUUUACGGGUAAAAUGUGAGAAAUGUGUGUGCUGAAAAUAACUGUACCUUCGGAGCAGUAAAACUACAGUCGCUUGAGUUGCCUGCGUUUUCAUUUGGUACAAGAGUAUUUCUGUUCCUGGCAAUCUUUAGAGAUAACAUAAGAGUUGUUUCCCAAGAAAAUAGUUAUUAAAAUGGAUAAUAUAAAUGGAUUAUAUUAUAUAUAUAUAAAAUAGUUGCGAAUUAAUUUUUUUGUACUGUGACAAAUAAAUCACUGUAUUAACAAGAUGUUGCAAUGUACUACAGACUAAAUCUGGCCCUUCAUUGUAUAUCUUCUCCAAAUGUGGAAUAGGUCAUCCAAAAUUAGCCAAACUGCAAUAUUGUGUAACACAAGAGCUAGUGGUCAGAGCACAGGCGUCAAAAUCUUACAUGGGCAGUCUUACUCAUUUCUCAUAUUUCUAAGAAAUGUAUUUGAAAAUAUUGUGUGCAGCAUGCUCUGAAUUAUACAUUUAGUGUACAAAAUUUAAGUUCUGUGUAAUCCUAAGAGUGAUUUUAACAGAUCUUUGUUCCUCCAGUCUUCAUAGUAAAAUAUUUACAUUUUACUUACUAAUUUCCAGUGAUUGGUAACAAACAAGAAUAGCUCUAGUUAUUUCUUGACAACAUUGUAAAGCAGCUUGUGUUCACAUGUACAGCUUCUUAAUCUGCAAACUCCCUAUUUAUUGAACUUAUUUAUUAGAAAGCUGAAUGUAAAGUUUGUAAAGUGUGGUUCUCAGUGUUCAUAUGCAGAAUUGGGCAUUAAUGGCAAAUUUAACAGCAUGGUUCAAUCACUGUAAUACUGCGUCUUCUAGCAGAACAUCUUUAUAAUAAACUCAAUUCCACCCUGACUAUUCACUGUUGAUAUGUAACCUAGUGAUAAAUUAAGCUACUGAUUUAUAGCCUAGAGAUAAAUUAAACUACUGCUUAGGAAGCAUAGCUUCUUAAAGCAGUGUUAAGCUCUCAUUUAGCCCUAUAAGAUGAAAAAUGUAGAGGUAGUGAAGACAUUCCAGCCAAGGGUCAAUUGCUAAUUAAUCCCUACUGACAAAAGACUGUGGAACAGCACAGCCUAUUUAUAUCACCGGAGAAUGAGCCUGUUUCACAAUAAAUGACUUCUCCUAUUAUGUGAUUAUUUGAGACUUCAUUCAACUGAGGCAUGUCUUGUUUGGAAUAGCAGAUGAAUUAAAUGGAGAACAAGCAUAAAAAUAGGAUAUUCUCUGAAUCUGCUUCUGUAGGUCUAAAAUCAUCUUCAUUUCCUGGCAUUUCGUGGUCUAUUCCUCAUUUUUCUUUCAGUUAGGAGAUAAAAUGUUCCACUAAUUCAUGUCUGAAAAAAGAUCUUGAACAGCCACAGCAGAAUGUGAAGCCGCACGCCCAGGUUGGUCCUUAUGGAGUUCCUUACAGUUGUUUUGCAAUAUGUCUCUCUAAUGUGGCAAAAUCGGCUCACUAUUACAGUGUGUAUGAAAUCCAACAGCGUUCUAUGGGCCCAGCUGCAGCAGGCUGGGUGUGAUGCAGGAGAGACCCACAGCUGGAUGGAUGCCCUGCUGGGGAGACCCACCUUCUGGACAGCACUGCCAGUGUUGUAUUAUCUUUCCUGCAGUCUUCUGGGUCUUGGACACCUGCGAUGUUUUUCUCCUUUCCUCAUGAACUGUUAAAAGCUCUGUCUUUCACUUUGACUCACUGAAAAGGACUGUGCAAUUGGCCAGUUGAUUACUGAGGUCUGUCCUGAUACUUCAUUUAAUGAAGAUGGCUCUGACUGGUGAUCAGCCACAGCAGGCAGCUGCACUCAGCAUCUUCACCUCACGGAAGUGUAUGGGAGCCUCCUGCCAAACACCGAGAAGGAUCAUUAAACACAUUUUACGCAGUUUGUUUUCCUUCUUUCGCAUCCCAUGAUCUGCAGAGCCAACACCUCAAACUGCAUCCUGCUCCAAUGCAACUCUUUGCUGUACACAUACUGAGAUGUCACAGCCUCCUCCAAAUCCAGCUGGAACUUGAAACUGAGCCUUACAAUCUCAUGUAAAGCUCCUGCUCUCUUUUUAAGCAUCGCUGUAUUAGACAUGGAGUAGUCAGAACCAGUGCAAAAUCACAUCAAAUUCGUACCUUCUCCUAUGUGAUUGCUUUUUACCUGCAACAUGGCAGAAUGGUGUCUGUUGGACACCAUGUGGAUGAACCCAAGCAGCUCCUCUCCAGGCAGUGUGAUGGAUGGAGCCAUUACCUCCUGGGCGACUUGCAAGGCUGUUGUUAAAUAUUUGCCUUUUGGCACAUACCCUUACUGUGUAUUUGUGGAAGACAGUCAGUCCACCAGCCUUAAAGGCCCAAGGUGAUCCCUGUGUUUAUCUAUAAUCCUCUGUGAUGGGUGUAGUCAAAGAAGCCUUUCCUAAGCCACUCGCCUGGAGUUUCCUUUUGAUGUAUCCAAUAUGCAAAGGGAACUCAAUCUCAGCUACAGCCUUUGGGCUGUUAAUUAAUAAUCAGUGAUGACGAGGGGUUGUGUUUUGUUUACUAGGAAUGAGAUUCAGCUCAUUGUCUCACUGCAGGAAGACCACCAGAAGUUCUACCUUCGCUUGUGUUGUAUUAGCUUUCAACUAGCAAAUGAGAUUAAACCUUCUAUGGUUUCGUGGUUAUGCUUUUAACCUAUUUUUUCUCUGGGUAUAUUUGGGAAUCUUUUAAUAACUACAAACACACCAAAAGGUUUGAAGUAGUUAUUUAAAAGCUUAAGUUUUGCCAAAGCAUUCUAUAAUGAUCCACACCAAAACAAAUCAUUAUUCAUUAGCUAUAUUUUGCUUCUUCCAGCUCAUAGGGUUAAUUUUUUUCUCAUUUAUGCCCAUUAACUCUUGCAUAUGGCAAUCUUUUAACUCGAAGUAAGUAUGAAACCUAUACAUGAGCUGCUUUCAGUUGUACGUUUUCGUAACACAGCGCCAUGGAUUUUGUAUUUUAAUCCAGUUUAUAUGACACCAAGUUAAUGAAUUAAGGAGCAGACAUAGGGAACCAGAAGUAUUUUGCCUGGCCCUGCUUUCAGCAGGAGGUUGCACUAGAUGCCCUGGCAAGCUGCCUCCCAACCUGAGUUCCCCCACAACCCUGUGGAUGGUGGCUGUGGGAAGCUGCAGGGCUGUUGCUAUGGCUGACAGCCCACAAGCGAACGCCGCAGAGCAUCCUGUUGCUUUCCUGUUCACAUAGGACAGAAGCUGAAGGUUUGGUCCUGUAGUGUGGGCCCAUAGACUAAAGCUCCAGGGCCAUGCCAAGUUCUCCUAAGCCUGGCAUCCUCGUCUUCCUUGAUGAGGAAGGACAAGGAGGAUGGACACACACAGAGCUCCGGGCACUCGGCCGAGUGGCAGGAGCCCUGGGGAGCAGGCACUGCCACUGUGGCUGCUCUGGCUGCCCGGCUCAGCCUGUCUGGAGGCCAGUGAGCACAUGUCCUGCUAAGACCUGGGCAGAAGCCACCACGGAAAGGGGCUGUUCUUCCCCACUGUCACGCACAGAUUGUCCUACCUGGAGAGUCAGGUCUGUAGCAGUGGAAGACACUGGCCAUGGAGGUGCCUCGAGGCAAAAAACCUGCUAAUUGCCUUUCUGGAAUAUUUUUUUCCCACCCCUUGUCACUAGUUUUUUUCUUCAGAUUGAUCCAGAACAAAAAUAUUAAUAAAGAGUGAUGUCUUAACACAGGUAUUACUUAUUUUUGUGAUAAGCUCAUUAUUUUUCAAGUCUAUACAUUUGUAUUUGUUACCUGCAGUGGUUAGUCUUCCCCUUGGGUACAAUUUUUGAAGGCAGCUAUAAGCCUGAAGUUGAAUUUGAAUAUGAAGAAUUUAUUCCAAGCUCCUGAGCAGCCGUGUUAAGCAGCUGCGGAUAGUGCAAGCACUGGGACCAGUAGAGUUGCAGAGGGAAGCACUGACUUUGGGUGGAAGUUGGUUUAGACAGACACUAAAAGCCCUUGACUUUAAAAAAAAGGCCACACUGUAGCUGCUUGAAUAGGACUGUUUCACUCUGCUUGCAUUUGUGGUAUUAUUUCUAACUUCAGGUGCUGUGCACUGAAUCAGAACCUGCUGCAGAACAGUAUUUCUGCAGCCUAACUCAAUAGGCACAAUAAUUGCAAAUACUUUCAAGAUAUACGACUUGUGAAUUAAAACCACUACUUAUUUUGUGGCCGUGAGUUACAAUGUGUUUCAAGGAUAUACGUGAAAAUGUUUAUUUUUCUAUUGUACUGUGAUUUUAAUAUUGUUGAGCGAGUUCAAUUUUUGUGCAAAUACUAGUGAAAUUUUAUUGCAAUAUCCGCAGAUAGUGUUACUUGGUAUUUAAGCUCAGGUUAUGUAACUGCUUUAAUUAUAUAGUAGUAAAAUAAUCCCCUUAUUUGUCUAUACUUUUAAUGAAUAAAAGGAUUUUGUUUUUUAAUAAAGCACGAGGUGUACUUUUGCAUGUACAUUUACUGUUAGGCAUGGCUUUUGAAGUUACAACUAUUUUUAGUGGCAGCAGAACUGCAGCCACAGAGUUGCUGGCACUGUACCUAGCAACCUCACUUUGAAACUGCUCCAAUAAAAUUAUGAAACACUU